Molecule: messenger RNA, 1239 nt
Organism: Biomphalaria glabrata
Lineage: Eukaryota; Metazoa; Mollusca; Gastropoda; Planorbidae
Exons: 4
Coding region: 149-643 (164 amino acids)
Source: RefSeq, a predicted model, not a curated record
GUUUUGACCCUGUACACAUGGAGUAGAGCAAGACGAGGAUGUUUACUCUCUGAUUUCGCCUUUUUAAAAAAUCUUGUUUUUAGCUUUAUUUUAAACAUUUGAAUCUUUUAGACUUAACUGUUGUUUUUAGCAUUACGAUUCCACUACAAUGGCUACAGCCGCAACAUCAACAUCCACGUCGUUGCCCAUCCCUUACUCGUCGUUGACGACCUCGGCGGUUAAACUAAAACCACCAAUAACCUCAGAACCACACCCACGAACCACAGCAGCAUCGCUAUCAGCAUCUAUGUCAUCUGAAUCAACGCCAGCGCCCACAACGUCCGUCAAAAGAACAUAUGUACAGAGUGAAGGUUCUUCGAUCUCAACCGCUCUUGGAUCUAAGAAUAAAAAGGCCAAGACAACCGCUACCCCACCAUGCCAUCUAUAUAGAAUAGUGAAAGGCUCGUCAAAGACUGAAAUUGAAUGUGUUGAUUUUUCAUUUGACAUUUGUGACUUUAUGUCAAGGCUAGCUCUUUUUCCAACGGAGAUUUUGUACGACGGCCUCAGCCAAGACGUUCCUGACUCCCCUGACAACGGUGAUGACGUCAAUGAUUUUCCCGCCAUUACUGACAGCACAGGGAAUCGUGACUUCGAGGCUGAUUAGUUGUUUAUAAGAAGCUAUACAGACGAUUCGAGUUCCAACAGCAGUUCUAAUAGUUUGGUUGGCGAGAGUAAUUCUAAAUUAUCAUUGAAAAGUUACAAGUGAAUUGCAUUCAGCUGAUGCUGCGGAUAGGUCACGAGCAUUUUGAAAGUAUUGAGUACAAAUUUCACCAACAGCUUGUUCAACAGUAUCUUUCUUGUCAUUCAAUUAGUUAUCAUCAGAUGUACUGUCCUAUAGUUAGGAUCCAACACAAUCUAUGCUGUCCUAUAGUCAGUAACAAGCACAAUCUAUCCUGAGCUAUAGUCAGUAACCAAAACAAUGAGCUAUAGUCAGUAACCAAAACAAUCUAUCUUGUCCAAAGUCAGUGACCAACACAACCUAUCUUGUCCUAUAUGCAGUGACCUACCCAGUAUUAUAUAAAAAAAAAAGCAAUUUAUAUCUAAACCUCCAUAUUUUUAUGCCUACAUAUAAAAUUCCGAUUUAUUUACUAAAUUAAAUUUUUAAUAAAUGUGUACAUUUUUAUUACAUAAAGUAUUGUAGUAGUAAUACCUUAUAAGUGUAUUUGCUUUAGAAAAGUCUGUAUUUUUUAUUUCACUGAA